Molecule: messenger RNA, 5986 nt
Organism: Amoebophrya sp. A25
Lineage: Eukaryota; Dinophyceae; Syndiniales; Amoebophryaceae
Source: the annotation of a GenBank genome assembly
AUUUCAUGACAAGAGAUCAAGAGAGCAAAGCGGUAUGAUUAACCGUUGAUGUCAAUCAUGCCGUGUGUUGUUGAGGUCACCUCCAUGAUGACCAUCGGUGAGGUUGAGGGACCCGAAGUUUGUCUCCCCUUCCUUUCCACCCGCCCUCCCCUAUCCUAGUAUCCCACCUAGAAUUCGUUUUCACAACUCGAAAUGGUUAUGCAUACUGGAGGUGUACAGUAACAGCUUUUGAUUCAGAAACUACCUUGACAUCCCAGAUAAAAUAAACGGUUAGCUUUCCUUCGACUUUUCCCUACUGCCCAUAAACUCGUCCUCAUCCUCAUCGUCGAAGCGCGAAGGCUAUAAAUUUUUAGGCUUCAUCAUGAUCGCUCCUCCAAAAUCUGCUCCAACAUCCAAACAACAUUAGGCACUUCUCUACGUGUACUGUCAUGAGUUGGCUUCCCUUAGGCCCCGGCAACUGCUGGGGCUGGGGUCUGAUCACAGGAAGUUAUUUUUGAAGUGAUUCAAGUGAUUUCUUUUUGCGAAGUAACUAUCAAACUUCUUCAAGUAUCAUAAUGUUGAGUAAAAGUAGUGCUCAUCAAUCGUUGAGUUCAUCAAUCUGUUGACCAAUCUGUGUUGAUACAACAAUCUGUUCAUCAAUCUGAAGAAGCUUCUGUUCACCAAUCUGUUGUUGAUACAACAAACAAAGUCCGAAGAUGUCGUCGUCUGGGCAGUUGGACUCUGCCAAGUACGAUCCAAUCGACACUUUGAUGAAGUGUAAACAGACGAUCCGCAGUCUCUCCAACGAAUUAGAGAAGGAGAAAUCAGAGCAUGAAAAACUAAAAAGGGACUCCAAAUUUUAUGGAAACAAAAGCAUGUAGUACAUUUGGAUAGAAAGAUAAAAGCAAAUUUCAGCUAUGUAAAUCGAUAAAUUUGGUAUUUUGUUCGUGACAGUUCUUCAUCUAACUUUUAGUCGGCACAGAACUCUUGGACGUGAAAAGUCGUUUGUCAGAGGCUCAAGGAGAAAGGGAUAGAUUGCGAAAAAGCGCACAAGAGCUGGACAAGACGAAAGGCGAACUGCAACGGACGAAAAAAAGCUUACUAGACGAAAAACAAAGGGUGAAAGAUGAUGCCAAUGCAGAGACGGGAGAGUACAAGAGGAAAUGGGAGAAUGCUCAGGAGAGGGUACUAAGGAUAUGGAUACUACGUUUUUUAGAGUGAAGCAGUAGUACAGUGGGAACAAAUAGUUCCUACCUCACGGUAGGAACGAACUGUAGUGUCGCCUACUCUUAUUCCUGAAUAGUGUGUUGAGCUCCUACGUGGAUCACCAGGUUGAAUGAGUGAGACUACUCAAUCUUCAUCAAAUAUUUAUUAAUCUCCCCAGAUCAACCAGCUCGAGCAGCAGAAGCAACGGGUAGAAGAGCUAAAAUUAAGGGUCGUUUCCAAAUUACAUCCUCUACCCGCAUCCUUGCAGCGCUUAUUUCUAGUAGGAAAAAGGCUAAGAAUGUUCUGAGGAAUGUAAUUCUGCAACCUCUAGUAAAAGACAGAUUGCUGGAAGAUGUGCGAUAUUUGGAGGAGCGGUCAUCGCAAUAUGAACUGACCGUGAACCCUAUUGUGGACCGACAGAAAAACGCCAUUCUGGCACUCGAGCAGCGAGUGCAGCAACUUGAAGAUCACUGCACGCAGAUGGAAAAUAACAGUACUAAGUAUAAGUAUCUAGAAGUUGUACAGUUGUGUUGAAAUGGAAAAUAACACCAGUACAACUUGAGGACUUCUAAGUAAAUUGAUGGUUGUCUAAGUAGUUCUUCAUGUUGGAGUUGGAGAGACUAAGUAAUCAAAAUAGGAACUACUUACAAAACGUUGAAGCCACACCGUCGUCUUCUUGGUCGUCUUCUUGGAGUCGUCUAGUUGUGCAUGAUUUGUACAAGAGCUUGUCAAGACAACAACUGGGUAAAGGGGUAAACUACGUUUAAUCAUUCACUCAUUCUACGGCAACUGAGUCAUCUAUCUGACACAACAGUCCAGCAGGAACGGGUAGCAUUGCGGGACUAUUAUGAGGGUGAAAUGGUGGAGUUGAGGGAGGAGUAUGAGUCCCGUAAAGCAAAGAUGCAAGAGGAAAUAGAUUUGGAGAGGCAGCAUCUACGGGAUGAUCAUUCUUAUGGAGGAUGUUUUUUGCAUCUAGUACCAUCUAUCUUUAAUAUAAUUGCAGGCUCCUCCGUUUAAAGAUACUAUGCGCACAUUUUCGGUCUAGCGAAAUAGAAUCUUUUGGGCACCUCAAUGGCCCCGAACGCUUGCUCCUUCGUUUUGAGUGAGCCAACUCCUAUCCUAUCCUAAAAGGGUAGCCGUGAUUGUCUGCCUAGAUGGAAAAAAACCCGUUCAUAAUUCUCGGAAGCUUCGCGAGACCGAAGAUACAAUACAAACGGUCGAGAAACUGUACGAGCGUGCGAGGGACGAAAUUGCAGCAGUCAAAGACCAGAUGGAGUUAUGGAAGAAUAUGAUUUCUAUAGAAGAUACCCAUACACUUGAUUGAUGAUGAAAAACUAAUAUCCAUAUCGUGAUAUUAUCCUUGCUUCCUGUUUGUAGCUGUGUCUCCCUAACAGACGUAUGAUCUAUUCAUCUGCACUCUGUCCGUAUGGAGACAAGAAGGAUCCCUCUUUAUAUUGUUAAGGGACAUUCUUGUAUUUUACGUUCAUUUCACGAGGCUUCGAAGGAGUACGAGGAGCGAAUCCAGUGUGAGAAGCGGGAGAAGCAGGCCCUUGAGGUCAGAAUAGAGGAGGGCGAAGCUCGUGAAGACGGGUUGAAGGUGAAAAUACGGACCUUGGAUUAAGGCCUCAUCCCCUAAUCCAUCCUUUUGAAAGACAUCCUGAAGAGUCUGCUUUUCAGGGGGAAGGUAGAGCAGAGUCUGCUCUUCAAGGGGAAGGUAGAGCAGGCGUCUAGGAUGCACUAGCUUGAGAUGGAUUAGUGCGCGCGCUAAUUUCCAGGAAAGGAGCGGGAACUAGGCGAGAUGACUGCAGCUAAGCAGCAAGUCGAUCGCGAACUGGAGAAAACCAAGAAGGAUUUAAAAGCAGCUCUGAAACUUACGAAUGGAGGAAUAAUCUUGUAGGGUACGAUCCAUUUUCUUUAUUUGCAACGCUCCAGGUACUUUUUAUGGUUUGCCUUUUUGGGAAAGUGUGGGUCCUCCAACGCUCAACAAACAAGCACACUUGAACUAUAUUUGCCGGCUAGCUUCCCCCGUGGUUUGCGCGGAUAUUCUUAGUUCCUUUUCACGGAAUGCGCAAGGUCUACUUCUGCAAGCAAAAUGCAAAUGUCUCGUCGCCCCCUAUUACAGUAUUAGUGUAUAGCGCAAAUGCAAAUGUCUCGUCGCCCCCUAUCUACUUAUUUAACAAACAGUAUUAGAGUAUACCUCUCUAUAACAAACAGUAUUAGAGUAUUAGAGUAUAGCGCUCUAAGUACUGUGUGGAGACUCUAGAGCAUGACGGAGAAAAGCAACAGCGGAGUUCGAGAUCCGCACUACGACAAAUGGAAAGCGAGAUAUUGCAUUUGAAGACAGCCUUGGACAAUGCAGAGAUGAAAAAUAUGACUGGACGAUUUUCAUAUAGUCAUUUCAUUUGACUGGACCAUACUAGAGAUCGGAGGACUGGACAAGUAGAGUAGAGCAGAGAUCAGCCAUGAUAUGGGUAACAGUCUAGAUAGACCCAAAUCCAAAAUUCUAGUCAUCACCAAGAGUCUUCUCAGUCAUCUUCUCAAAACUUCUACUUCAUCCCUGCUCUUCUAACACGCACAAGGAGAAGGAAAACGUGCUGUACGAGAAUCACAAGUUGCAAUCCAAUGUGCGGGAUUUGACGACGAUGGUAGACAGUAUAAGAAGAGACGCGCAAGAGAAGUACGGCUCUGUGAUAACCAAGCUGUCACAGCAAAACAGCAAGUUGAAAAAGGAGUCCGCUCAGUUUUAUGGCUGCUUCUGACUGAUUCCAGCUAGUCUACAACUUCUGUUGAUUGAAGAAAAAGGCUGCCUUUUGAAAAUAUAUAUUAUUUCGAAUGUAUGUUGUACAAACUGGAAGGGUGUGCGUCGCUAGUUUUUUCAGACCUUCCAGCUUCUUCUAAUACAAAGCUCAAAAUUUGAAUCUGACGUUGGAGAACCAGUACCGAGAGGUGAGUCGGAAAUACGACUCUCUCGCUGAGGACUAUCGGCGCAUAGAUGGAGUACGGAUAGCCAACAACAACUUUCGACCAGACGGUAGCAGAGGGGCACAACAACUCGAAGGUACUAUUAAGGAGAAUGUUAAGGAUCGAUCAUCGUAGUAAAUAACCUUAGCCUCUGCUUCCCACCUUUAUGAUGAAGAUGAAGCACUCUUUAUAUUGUCCUAUCCUUCAUGAUGAAUGUUAAGGGUCUGUUGUUGUGCAACCUAUUAAGGGUCUGUUGUCGUGCAACCUAUUAGGGGUCUGUUGUUGUGCAACCUGUUCCAAUCACUGUUAGUUUUCAUACAGAAGUUUUGCUCUUAUUUCCGGUUUUCCGUUCCAGCUGCGUGUAAUUACUGUUGUAAAAUUGCACCAUUCUCAUUGUUCAUUGUACUUCGCCUGCACUUGUAAUUGUGCUUCUACUACUAGUACAGGUUUGUUCUACAUGUUUUUUCAAAAAUGUACUACAUGUACCAAAAAUAGGGAAGCAAGAUCAAACAAAAUCUUUCUCUCCUAAAUGUUGAGGUCGAUCGUUUCUCACCUCUAAGAAUCGCGCACCAGCACCACGAAGCAUGAGUAGAGGCCCCAUGGAGCAGCUGCAGGGUCCUCGGAGCAGUGCAACACCACCACAUGGACAUCGCUUGGGAGGACGGGGGGGGAGAUAGUAACUACAGACGGGGACAUCACUAAUCCACUUCAAUUUUUGCAUCAACUCCUUUUUGUUCAUCAACAGCCACAACUUCGUUUUCAACGACAAGCACUUCGUCUUGGACGACAAGCACUUCGUCUUCAAGUCUAAUAAUUUCAGCGUAAACCAAGCAUAUAUUAAACGACUUCGAUUUGUCAUACUAAUGAAGGUCGCCCGGAACACCUUACCUCAUGCGUAGAAAAGGAGCAUAAGACUCUUCAUCUUCAGGGACAACACCCUAUUUGAAAUUAACUAAGUUUUAUCGUUUUUUUAUUCCAAGAAUUUAUUGCUAUUCUACAACGACGUAGGUGUAGCGCUGAUGUACGCAAUCAUGUAUGUUGAAGACAAUCCGAAUCAAUCAUGUAUGUUGAGACGCAAUCAUGUAUGUUGCCCAUCUGCUAGACUUACAUUCAAAGAUACCUACUAGUUUCCUUCAUCAUCUUCAUCAUCGACAGAUCAUUGCUCGAAAAAGUUGAGGUCAUGGCUCAUUUCAUCAUCAUCAUCAUCAAUUAAACCCUUUCCGUCAUCGUCAAAAUAUUUUUCUCAGAAGGGCCUACAUCUACUCCAAGAAGAAUUAUGGGGAGCUUCUACUUAAAGGCACCUAGUAGGUAGCACAUCAUCUACUCCAACAAGACAUCAAUUAUCCUUUUGCUUUUUGAUUCAGCACCAGUCACCGUUAUUCAGUAAUCAUUGCCUCAGGACGACAAGAAUUGCUUGCUUUUGAGCGACAAAAUUGCUUGACGACAAGACGAAGAUGAGAAACAUCGUCUGACGUUUUGAAGGUCGUUCCGUAAUUUUCUUCUCCACCGAACCGCGUUGAUAGAUGACAGUAAGUAUACUACGGCUGCGAACCUGAUGAGAAACAUCGUCUGAGGACGUUGUUGAUCGAGAACAAUAGCCAAUUUUGCAUUGCUGUUUGCGUCUUGGUAUUCUUGCACGCGGUCGACUCUUUCCUGGCUCUCCUGGAGCUACUUUCGUUGUUUAGUAGGCAUGCCAAACCUGAUUGCUUGACGACGAAGAUUAUCUUCAUCCAUUGCUGUGGCGGCAAUUCAUGAAUGUCAUCGCUUCUUCAAUAGAAGUCUCUCAAUGUUCCCGCAAGCGAAAGGGAUUGUUGAGCUGGUCUAGUGAGUGAAGCAUUAU